AGUGAAAUUGUUGUCAAAUUUCAUCGUUAAACAUUGUUUGUACAGUGUUUUUUUUUUUAUAGAUGUUCGAGCCAGCCACAUAAUGAAGCGGCAAGUGCGAGUCUGUAGCUCACGCGACAUGUCAGAUAAGUUUUCGAUCAGGGUUCAAUCUCCGUCUGAGCUCUAACAUUUCAGCCAAUCGACCAGAGAACCACUAGAAAACUUCCAGGCGAUGGAAUCACCCAAACCAGAACUAACCAGUAGAUGCCAUGUGGUGGCCUUGCCUUAUCCCGGUAGAGGCCACAUCAAUCCGAUGAUGAACCUUUGCAAGCUGCUAUGUUCCAAAAGCCCUGACAUUCUCAUAACCUUUGUUGUCACUGAAGAAUGGUUCUCUUUCAUCAGUUCGGAAAACAAGCCGGCCAACGUCCGGUUUAGGACCAUCCCCAACGUAAUCCCAUCUGAACUUGUUCGAGCCAAGGACUUCCCUGCCUUCAUCGUAGCUGUGCUCACGAAAAUGGAAGCUCCGUUUGAGGAGCUCCUUGAUCGGCUGGAGCUCCCAGCAAAGGCCAUUAUAGUUGAUACGUAUAUGGCUUGGACGGUCGAAGUAGGGAAACGAAGGAAUAUUCCGGUGGCUUCGCUUUGGACCAUGUCGGCAUCCGUGUUGUCGAUUUUUCUCAAUUUCAACCUCCUCGUGGAAAACCAGCAUUUCCCAGCUGAUUUGUCAGAGCAGGGAAAUGAGCUUGUGGAUUACAUCCCUGGACUUACUCCGAUACACCUAGCAGAUCUGCCAACAAUUUUCUAUGGAAAUGGCCUCCAAACCUUGCAUCUUGCUCUGGAUUGUGUUUCAUCAGUGCCCAAAGCACAGUAUCUUCUCUUCACCUCUGUCUAUGAGCUUGAAUUCCAAGUCAUUGAUGCUUUUAAAGCAAAGUUACCUUUUCCUGUCUAUGCGAUUGGCCCUAGCAUACCGUACCUUGACCUGAAAGAAAUUUCUUCAACAACUAAUAAUCCUGAUGGUCCUGACUACUUUCAGUGGCUGGAUUUGCAACCUAAAGGUUCAGUCCUGUAUGUCUCCUUGGGAAGUUUUCUAUCAGUUUCUGCUGCCCAAAUGGAUGAAAUUGUAGCUGGGGUGCAAGAGAGUGGUGUUCGGUACUUGUGGGUUUCACGCGGGGACUCUUCACGAUUCAAAGACUGCUAUGGUGGUCAGGGACUAGUGAUUUCUUGGUCUGAUCAGCUGAGGGUGCUAUGCCAUUCUUCUGUGGGAGGAUUUUGGACGCAUUGUGGGUGGAAUUCCACUCUUGAGGCUAUAUAUGCCGGCGUUCCAAUGCUGACUUUUCCUAUAUUUUGGGAUCAAAUUCCGAAUAGUAAGCAAAUAUUAGAAGAUUGGAAGAUUGGAUGCAGAGUGAAGAAGAACAAGGUAGGUGAACAUUUGGUGAUGAGAGAAGAAAUUGCAGAGCUUGUGCGAAAGUUUAUGGAUUUUGAGAGCAACGACGGGAAGGAAAUGAGAAGAAGGGCUAGAAAAGUUCAAGAAACAUGUCAAACAGCAAUUGCAAAAGGCGGAUCCUCAGAUCUUAAUUUAGAUUCUUUUAUCAAGGACAUAUCGGAAAGGCACACUCAUUAGCUAUUCUGAGUUCUUUACUGAUCUGUUGUUCCAAUUAUGUAAUCACUGCUCGUUAGGUCAAGCGGAUUUAAUAUUUUCCUCAAAAAUCCUGGUGGGUAACAUUGAAUAACAAAAAACACGUGGUUGUGUACACAUGGAAUUGCCUUCUUUGCUGGUGUAAAGAACUGGGUUGUUUUCUUAUACAGUAAGCUUAAGCUAGGGUCAUGCUAUGGUUCACUAAUUUGCGUCUUGAAAUGCUAAAACCGAUGAACUGAAUGAUGGCGCUAUUUUUUCUCAUAAACAAGCAAUAAAACCAAUUCAAUCACCGAAUGCUGAUCAUAGAAAUAAACAACCGUCCGUAUCCCAAUAGUCAAAAAACAAAACUUUUCCAAAAGCCGACGCGACUCACUGAAGAUAUACAAAUGCACCGAAUUUCUUGUGGGUCCUGAAUCCUGAUGAAGCUCACCCCCAGUGAUUCUAGCAAUAAAACGACAGGCGUCCAAAUAAUCAGCUGCAAGUCACAUUCAAGCUCUGAAACAGGCAAUAAAUUCCCUGUCAAAAGAUCAAAAGCUGGAAGUUUAGCGGCUUCAUCCUCUGUUGAAAGUACGAUCUGAUCAAUGGUUUUUUCUUGAGAAAAAAGAAAGGUUUAUCAUCAGAUUCAUGCAUGGUUGAUGAAUCUUUGCAAGUUGCUAUCUAGGAAAAAAGAUGAUGUUCCCAUAACUAUUGUUGAUGCCUUCUUCAGGGCUAUUUCUAGUCACCUGGCCAAUGAAGCAUGUUAACGUAUUUAUAUUGGAUUUGUUUCAUUCAAGGAAUUUAUGGAUAAAAAAGGCUCUAAAAUAGCACUUUGAGAAUUGGUUUAUCAAAUUCCUUUGACUGGAAAAAAAAGAAACUGUUUUAGCAAAUCACUGCCAGCUUAUCAAUUAUAUAAACCUAAUUCUUUCCCUCUAUUGAUACAGAUUUAGCGAAAACUGGACAAGUGUUUAUGACAAAUAAAGCAUGCAGAUAUUUUUGUUCCAUGUGUAGAAUUUAUUUUCCUAUUCUUUUCUAUCAACUAGGAAGCAGCAUUUAAAAGAACCCUUUCACCAUCAACAGUAUUCAAGUUAUUUGUACAAAAAAACUUGUAUUAAACU
Messenger RNA from Durio zibethinus, 2706 nucleotides. RefSeq names its product UDP-glycosyltransferase 87A1-like. The record is from RefSeq and is a predicted model, not a curated record. Gene Ontology annotation, molecular function: quercetin 3-O-glucosyltransferase activity; quercetin 7-O-glucosyltransferase activity. NCBI's taxonomy places the organism in Eukaryota, Viridiplantae, Streptophyta, Magnoliopsida, Malvales, Malvaceae.